Molecule: messenger RNA, 444 nt
Organism: Fusarium poae
Lineage: Eukaryota; Fungi; Ascomycota; Sordariomycetes; Hypocreales; Nectriaceae
Exons: 1
Coding region: 1-444 (147 amino acids)
Source: RefSeq, a predicted model, not a curated record
AUGAAGUUCACCACCUCUCUCUUCGCUCUCGCUGCCGCCACUGGCGCUGUUGCUGCUCCUUCUUCUCCCCUCGACGCCGUCUCCAUGAUGGCUGCUACUCCUAUGUGGACCAUCGAGUCCAUGCAGCGAACAUGCGAUAAGCCUGAUACCACCUGCACCUGGAACUUCAAGAUCAACACUGGCAGUGGCGCCGCUACUCCCUGCAAGUACGUCGUCAAGGCUUCCAAGAAUGCCUCUCAGGCCAACGGCGGCCCUGCCAAGUGCGGCACUUUCACCAUCACCUCUGGCUGGAGCGGCCAAUUCGGUGCCGGCAACGGUUUCACCACUCUAUCUGUUGUCAGCAGCAAGAAGCAGAUCGUUUACCCCAGCUACACCGAUAAGCAGCUUGCUGGUGGCAAGGUUGUCAAGCCUGACCAGAAGUACGCUCCUGCUUCUCUCCCUUAA